AACACUUCGCGAAGCCGCUCAUCUCCCUAGCCGCCGCCGGCGCCCGCAUGGCUCGCGCUCCCCAGGCCCUCCGUCGUCCCCACCACCUCCUCCGCCUCCUCCCGUACCCCGCCCCGCUCUCCACCUCCUCCUCGCCUCCGGACCCCCGCGAGCUCCUCCGCAUCGACCGCAUCCUAAACAGACCUCCCACCGCCGCCGUCGCCGCCUGCCAACCCUCUCAGGCCCUACAGCACCCACGCGCCGCCACCAGCCUACACCACCUCCUCCACCGCGCCGCCGGCCUGACCGCUGCGGAGUCUGCCUCCCUUCUUGGCCGCCUCCCGGGUGCCCACGCCCACCCCCGCCUGGGCCGCCUCCUCCAGGAACUCGCCGGCCUCCGCCUCCCGGGGGCCGAAAUCAAGGCCGCCCUGGCGUCCGAUCCGGAGGGGCUCCUCUCCAUGGACCCCGGCGAGCCGUCCCGCCUCCUCGAGCUCCUGGGCGACCUCCGGUGCCGGAAGGCGGUCAAGGAGCAGGUCCUCGCCCGCGGCGCGCUCCGCGCCGCCGUCGUCGCCCGGCGGCGGGUGGAGCUCCUGCACGCGCGCGGGCUCACCCGCCACGACGCCCUUCGGGUUCUCGCCGCCGAGCCGCGGGCGAUGCUGUAUUCCCCAGAGGACGUGGAGAGGAAGGUGGAGUUCUUGGUGGACACGAUGGGGUUCGAGGUCGGGUGGCUGGUGCAGUACCCGGAGUUCCUGGGGGUGAACCUCGACAAGUGGAUCAUCCCGCGGCACAAUGUGGUGGAGCACUUGAAAUCUGUUGGCGGGCUCGGGGACCCUGUUGAGAUGAAGCACUAUGUGAGGCUCAGUCGCAGGAGGUUCUACAACAUGUUUGUCAAGCCGUACCCGGAAUGUGAGAGGAUAUUUGGAGGGCUGGUCAGGGAGAGGGAGGAAAUGGUGAGGCAGCAGCACCCGACGGGGCUCUGGAAGCUGUUUACACCUGCGAAGUAUGAGCGUACUCAGGAGGAGGUGACGAACAUGAAACUUCUUGUGGGAUCACUUCGUUAGGUAUAUUAUGAUCCCAGGAAUACCAAUUCGCUCGAAUGUGGAAGAGCGCAUGCCUCGAGCUAAUUGUGAUUGAACCAAGAAGAGCUGGUUGAGAAAUUCAUGGUCAAGGGAACUUUGUCAAGGUGACAAGACUGCAGGUGGUAUUGUGAAAGCAUACAGGUUCAAUUGAGAUGACUGUUUGCAGACAAAAAAUGGCAGUUGUUGUGAAUGGACAUGAACACAGUGGGUAUUCUCAAAUAUGUCUUAGUGACGCGUUCCACCACAGAUCAGAAGAUUAAAUCCUUCCUUAAAGGUGUAAUUUGGGUUUAAUGGCUCACCAUAGUAUGCUGAUCAGAGAAAAGCAGAUAACAAAUUCAGGAAAUCUGGCUGCUGAUGCAAGGAUUAUCUCAAGGUAUCAACAAAUGGAUUGAGCAGCAGGACUGAAUCUGUUACCCCACUUUGCUUCAGCUUGUUUGUACAUCACCAUUGCUUUCUUCCAUAAUAAGCUCAUCAUCCUCCCACUCCUAUAGAAGGUUCAAAAAGGGUUGGAGGGUUGGAAGCUCAUAACUUUUCUUUUUUGAAUUUAUGAUCAUCAGAACAUUAUGCUGAGAAGUUGUGUAUGCUAACUUGGUACUCAAAAGUUUUCUUCUGCAUGCAUUGGGGCCAUUUGUUAGUUCACAGACAUUUCACUGCUUUUGAUUUUUAUCAUUAUGUAUUUACCUUUCAUGUGUGUUCAGCAUUAGUUUGAGUUAUGAGCUAUGAGUACAUCUUAAAAAAAAUCUUCCAUUUACAUUCGUUCACCUGGUCUUUUUUCUUCUUUCUUUACUGGUGCAUUUUGUUCUUUUGUGAUUUAACGUAACAGAGUUUAAGAGUUUGUCGUAUAGUCCACCUAAUGUUUUCACACAUCCAAAUUCUUUAUGCAUUAGGUUAUUGUGUUCAUUGAAAAUUAGUUUUAUAGUAGCCAUUUCCAAUGAGUGAUGUAUACUAAGACAAUACGGAUGAGAUUCAGAGAUUUUGAAUUGUACAAAUUUUGUGGCACAUGCCUCAUUCAUUAUGUGAACUAGAAAUGACGACAUAUAUCAGUGAAAUUUCGACCUCUUUUUUUGCUAACAGUAAUAAGCAAUAAUUGUUUGUUACAUUCGUUUACCUUGACGUAAUUUCAGUUUGCAGGUGGAAAUUAAUCUUUCUUUAAGACAUGAUAAGAUGUUUACUUAGGUACUUCAAUUUAAGAUGUUGGCAGGUCUUUUCCAUUUUUAAUGUCCUAUUGUCAUGGAGAUUUUGUUGCAAGUACAGUGUACUAUUUCAGAUAAGACAUUAGCCUGUUUCACAUGAGGAAAAUUAUUGGUGCAAGGACUGACUUUGGCGUGGCUUCAGCCGUCAGCCCACAUCGCUGGCUUCAGGAUAAGGAAACCUGGUGGUUGUUUAACCAACUGAAUUAUAAGUCGAAGAGCAACAGAUAUUCCAGCAUUUCUACCAUGCUAUAAACCAACAAACUGUGGUACAUAGUGAACCUCCCAUCUUUCUUCUCCUUCCGCCUAAAUUCCUGGCAGUGAACCUUUAAAUCUCCUAAUUUUAUUUUCUAUUUUCAUGUGAAAAACGUUUCUUUUUUUAUUUCUCUACGAUACUAGUUGUAAAUGUCCAGUCCUUAGUCUUGUCAGUCCUCUCUGGAUUGAUGCAUCUUGGAUCUCCAUUUUUUCCUUCAUGUUUUGCCAUGUUACAUGAUUCCUCAGGUCAUGUUUCCUUGUUAGAGAGAAGGUUUGGACUUCCUGCUAGCAAGUAGAAAGAAUAUACAGUCAGUGAGUUUGGCUCACAUAAAAAUAGAUACCUUUAAAUGCUGUUUGUCUUUUUCCUGAUUAUUCUUCUCUGUAACUUCUCUAGAAAGCCAAGAGCUCCCUUCCACAGCCAUAAGCAUGUGAUUUGAUGUCGGCGUGGCAUUUUAUUGCCCAAGUUUAAAAUUGCCUUCUUACUUCAUUUGCAAGAAAAUUGUGCUUGAACUUCAAAAGUAAACAGAAGGUUGGACUUUUGAUCGAUGGUAGACACAUCAUUGUGGACAAUGAUCCACUACUCAUUUUCGAUGGUGGGCUGCUAUAAAAGAGCAGACUUGCUGUCCUUUAGAAUCAGACAAGUCAGAGUUUGGUUGUAUCUGCAAAAGAAAGGUGUUUGGGGAUGAAGAUAACUCCACUGUGCAAAGCCAUGGUGCUUUUGGCCUUAGGCUCUCUGUUUCAUGUAUCAAGCACUGAACCAGUGUAUGGCCUAAGAAUGCUACAGCGAAUAAAAGCAACUCCGACCUCAGGUGCAACAACUCAGACUAUAAAUAUGGACAAGACAGAAUUCGCCCAUGCUUGAAGUAUUGGAUUUGUGCUCAAUGACUCUUCCGGUGCAAACGAUGGCCAUUCAUCAUACCCUGGUAGCUCCAGAUGAAAGGAAGAGCGGAUAACCCAGAGCUACUCACUGAUGUGAACUGUAGUUUUCUCAGAGCUUUCUGGCAUCACAAGCAUCUGAGAGGCUGACUAAUGAUAUGAUGAGAGCUACGGUUGCAAUUGCGUGUGCAUGACAAAAAACAUCUUCUGUCUUCCAUAGCUGGAGCAAAAUAAUGUAAGGAAAUGCAGGUUUCUUCUUUUAACCAUUGAUGCCAUGGUUAAGUUUGUAUGGCCCAAUCCUUUGCAAAUUCUAUGCUUUCUAAGAUUAUGGCCGUAUUACUUCAAAACUUGUUGCAUGAGCAUUUACUUUCUGUUCCUACAAAAGAUGAGAACAGACAAGGAUAUUUGAAAAUCAA
Molecule: messenger RNA, 3795 nt
Organism: Panicum hallii
Lineage: Eukaryota; Viridiplantae; Streptophyta; Magnoliopsida; Poales; Poaceae
Product: transcription termination factor MTERF15, mitochondrial-like
Exons: 3
Coding region: 48-1040 (330 amino acids)
Biological process (GO): regulation of DNA-templated transcription
Molecular function (GO): double-stranded DNA binding
Source: RefSeq, a predicted model, not a curated record